CUCCCCCCUUCUGGGCUCUGCUUCUGAGUGAUCAGCUGAUGAAGAGACUAGCAGCACGCAGCUAUGCUGCUUUGCUAAUUCUCUCCCCCUCAGCUGCAGCCGAUCCUGACAGCCAGCCUGCAGACUGCACUCAGGUUCCCCCACCUACUACUCCCCCUUCCUUCAGCCCGAGGCCGGAAAGAACGGCUCCCUGAAGGACAUGGAGGAAGACAUCAGUCUAAAGAAGCGUAAAGGUGAUCACCCUGAAGAGAAAGAGCUGCAGAUAGGGCAAGAAGGUAGUGAAAAGGUCAAAAGGAAGCGAGGACGCCCACCGGCUGAGAAACUGCCUCCAAAUCCACCCGAACUCACCAGAACACUCAACUUCUUGGUGGAUAUGGUCAUCAACUACAAGGACGGGCUGGGACGACAGAUCAGUAAAGGUUUUGUGCAGCUUCCCUCUAAGAAAGAAGUACCGGAGUAUUAUGAGCUAAUCCGAAAGCCUGUGGAUUUCAGGAGGAUCAGAGAACGUGUGCGAAACCACAAGUACAGAAGUGUCGGUGAUUUAGAAAAGGAUAUCUUCCUUCUGUGCCACAAUGCACAGACCUAUAACCUGGAGGGAUCACAGAUCUACGAGGAUUCGAUCGUUAUCAAAUCAGUUUUUGAGAGCGCAAGGCAGAGAAUUGUCACCGACGAAGAACAAAAGGAAAGUGUUAGUGCCACUCACAGCGAUAACGGCAGAGCAGGUGAAGACCAAUUCGUUCAAUCAGUGACUCCAUUACCAGUUCAGAUAAAGAAGGACAGAAACAUUACUAUAGCCAAGAGACUCCACAGUGAUUUAGAGAGUGAUGAGGAUCCAGAAGACAGCAACACAAAAGAUCAGGGCUGAAAAGAAGACCCUACGUUUUUGUAUUCUUGCUCCUGCCUUUUAUCUGCCUCAUUUCUCUCUGUUUUUUAUUCAAAGAAAGGUCUCUUAAAAAAUGAAAGUGGAGGAACCACUCAAACACUAGUACUUGCCAUGCAAUUCUUUUUUCUUUUUAGAUGACUCAUAUUUUGCUGCACAAAGUGCUGUCUCUUUCCUUUUAAAUCUUCUUCAAUGAUUAAUAUUUUAUCUGCUUCAGUCCCUGUGGUUGUUUUUUGCAGUUUAUAUGUAAAAUACAGAUUUCAAUGACUGUUUUUAAUAGGGAUCUUUGAUUGUAAGAAGUGUCUUCAAUGUGUAUUCGGAGCAUGAUAUUUAAUCUGUCUCCUCCAGAGGAGUCCCAUCUGAUAGUGUGUUGAGGUUUUACGAAAUUGAAGAACACAGGAAAGACUUUUUAAAGAAAUUGUAACUAAUGAAUAAAAUACAUUUGUGUAAA
Cyprinodon variegatus (sheepshead minnow) is the source of this 1331-nucleotide messenger RNA. RefSeq names its product probable global transcription activator SNF2L2. Gene Ontology annotation, molecular function: protein binding. The transcript is spliced from 6 exons. Gene Ontology annotation, cellular component: RSC-type complex. Gene Ontology annotation, biological process: chromatin remodeling. Bases 200 to 865 code for a protein of 221 amino acids. The record is from RefSeq and is a predicted model, not a curated record. Lineage: Eukaryota; Metazoa; Chordata; Actinopteri; Cyprinodontiformes; Cyprinodontidae.